Tribolium madens (black flour beetle) is the source of this 2107-nucleotide messenger RNA. RefSeq lists its product as uncharacterized. Gene Ontology annotation, cellular component: plasma membrane. Gene Ontology annotation, biological process: protein localization to plasma membrane. The transcript is spliced from 5 exons. The coding region runs from base 230 to 1933 and encodes 567 amino acids. NCBI's taxonomy places the organism in Eukaryota, Metazoa, Arthropoda, Insecta, Coleoptera, Tenebrionidae. The record is from RefSeq and is a predicted model, not a curated record.
UCCUACGUUAAAUAGUUAUCGAGAAAUUUGAUGAUAAAGCCAAAAACAUCAAAAAUUUUGCAGUUUUCCAAUCGAUUUCUCGGAACAUUUUACACAUGUAUGCAAAUUUGAAGUCCAAAUUGCCUCAAUUAGAAAAUCAAAAAGGUAAAAAUUCGUGAAUCAUUAUUAUGACAGUUGACAGUUUCGGCAAAAUGGCCCAAGGCCUAAAAAAUUUCCGUGUCUCUUGACCAUGGCUCUCCACAAUUCGGGGCUUUCCCUCAUGUCGGGGAAGCCCAACUUGAGUAUCAAAGCAUCGGUGAUCGAAGAGCAGAUCCAGAGCGUGUUUGCCCGGGACUCAAUCUCAGGUCACGGCAGAGGGCGAAAACCGACGUUCAACAUCCGAAAAUUCCUGCGAAAAUCCCAGAGACAACUCAAAACCGUCCAAAUCGAGUCCCUCAAAAACCAGCUGAUUGAGUGUUGUCUCACGCACAUCCAGGACUCGUAUCGCGUCCACUUGAACCGCCUCAAAGGCCUCAAAAUCCUCGAAACCUUCAUCCACUUUGUCCACAUUACGAAGAUCGGUUCCGAGUUGGCCACGCACAUGGUGUGGGCUUGUCUCAGCUGCAUCCACCAUUUUCUGCUGAGACUCAAGUCGGAAGGGGGCCUCAUGCAGUGGCUUCGAAGGAAACAGGCACGCAAGUCGAUUCGAGUCUUUGAUAGUUUAAUGACCUUCCUCAUACCCACGUACUACGUCGUGGUUUUUUCAGCGGUUAUAACCUUCUUUGAGGAGGCCAACAUCUGGGAUAUUGAGUACUUUUGCUCCAAUUUACUGGAAAGGCUGUUUUUAGUCGUCGACGAGAAGCGCAAAACUGAUUCCAUGCUCGAGAUUAUUUCCCUGAUUGAAAACUCCACCCUCACCAACUCGCUCACUUCGCGCCAAAUCCUGCAAGUGUUAUUCGACAUUGAGCAAAGCCUAAAAUGGGAUUUGAUGAACGACCGCCUCCUCGAGAAGUUCCUCGACAUGUACUACCGCAGUUUAACACCCGAGGACCACCACGAGUACAACUACGAGUCGCUCGAGAAGGGCCUCGAGACGUGUCUAAGGGCCAUGUGUGCCCACUUCGGGGAAAAACACUUGAUGCUCAUGAUCAGAUGGAUGCUGGAUGUGACAAGUUCGGAGAAAAUCUCCGACGAGAAUCUACUAAAUUUCGGCAGCUUGCUCGAACACGUCACCACAUUGUACACCUCCAAGAGCUUGAAUCGAAACUUGCCCGAACAAGUCUUCCCUUUCAUUUUCAAACUGAUUGCGUCGAAAAACCUCCUCUAUAGUCUUCUCGGAAACCGCGUUUUGCACAACUUGAUCGAUCGCUGCCACAACAAGCUGAAAUUCGACACGCCGAGGAUUUUUUUCAGGAAUUCGCACUACAAUAUCACGCUGAAUAACUACAACUCGACUGAUAAGCUGCUUUUUCAGCGGUAUCGCGAGCUGUUACACAAGACUUUCGUCGAGUCGGUUAUCAGACACGGCGUGCACAAGAUCCACUUGGAGAAUAUUUACGUUUCGAUCGUGUUGUUCUUGGUGGAGAUUCCAUGUGGGUACACGGCCGCAGCAGCUGUUUGUUUGGCAAUGUCCAUACAAGAAGCAGCUCUCGAGAGCAAAACCAUACAAAUGACUCAUGCUCAUCGUCUCCACGCCACAGUAGUCUCAAUAAUGUCCCUUGUUUGCUACAUCCACAAAGCAUCAGUGUUUUAUGAUUACGUCGAUUCGAUUAUUGACAAGAGGGCUAAUUUUGCACCACAUUUGAACCCACCCUUGAAAAUUAAAUACAAAUAUGCGCAACACCACGUAUUGUGGAAUAAGCCCGACUUGUUCUUUGAGGACUGGGAAACGAGGUAUGGACUCUGGAGAUGCUUCAAGAACAGACACAAGGACAUAGUGGUGGUGCAUACCUAAGGAAUGGAAGCCUGGAAGACUUUAGUUCCUUCAAAUGAAGAACAAACAGUUUAUUCAACAUGGUAAAUCCGUAAGAAAGUACAAAAAUAUGGAAAAAUACUAAAGUAAUCAACAAGAUUAAAUACCAACUAGAUAAUCUUGAAUAAAAUAACAAGAAUUCAAAUAACAAAUUAA